This is a messenger RNA of Spirometra erinaceieuropaei, 1578 nucleotides long. NCBI's taxonomy places the organism in Eukaryota, Metazoa, Platyhelminthes, Cestoda, Diphyllobothriidea, Diphyllobothriidae. The record is from the annotation of a GenBank genome assembly.
AUGGCAUUUACCUCUGACCCCAUGAAAACACUGGUGGCAAAAAUCAACAAGAGUCUGAGUCUGAUGAGGAAUCAACAGGCAAUAUCCGAGACCGAUUGGCGACAGAUGAAACCACAAGAUGCUGCUAUAGCACGCUUCUAUGUUCUGCCAAAGAUCCACAAACCAAACGUUCCCUUACGGCCAAUUGUGGCGCUGAAUGGCACACCUGCCUACGGUCUGGCUAAGUGGCUUACCAAACAUCUGAAGAAGCUGACGGAAGGCUCAGAACACACCGCUAUAUCCCCAACACACUUCCUGGAAAGAGUCCGAGGCGUCAAAAUAGCCCCUGACGAAAUAAUGGUGUCAUUCGACGUUGUCUCUCUUUUCACCUCCAUCCCUAAAGAAUUAGCCACGACGGUCAUAAGUGACCUACUGCAGAGGAGGUACGAUGAAGAGGAAAGACCUCUGAAAAGGAAGCACAUAAUGGAGCUACUGGAAUACUGUUUGAGCACGUACUUUACGUUUAAUGGUCAGGUGUACGAGCAAAUCCAGGGAACUCCAAUGGGAUCACCAAUUUCCGGCUACCUAGCUGAGGCGGUUCUACAAGAACUGGAAACGCGGGUCUUUCAGUCCUACAUGCCAAAAUUCUGGAAGCGCUACGUCGAUGACACCUUUGUCAUUCUACCUCGAGACAUGAAAGAGACGUUCAAAAACAAAUUGAACUCAAUCUUCCCCCAAAUUCAAUUCACAAUGGAGGAAGAAAAGGACGGAGAAAUCCCCUUUCGGGAUGUCCAGGUGUCGAUACAGGAAGACGGGGCCCUCCACACUGGUGUCUUUCGAAAGGCAACUGAUACGGCGAAAAUCCUCCAUUGCAGCAGUAACCACCCCUUGUCACAUAAACGCAGCUGCGUGCGGACGCUCUUCCUACGCAUCAACACACACUGCAGCACAGAGGCUGAAAAGCUGCGAGAGCGUAAAUCCCUAUGGCGUCUCUGUCUCUCCAAUAGGUACCCACGUUGCUUCAUAAACAAAUGCCUGUAUCAAAGGCACACGAAGACCGCCGGUGAACAAAAACAAAAGCCUGAAAUCUUCCGUGCUUUGCCCUACGUGAGUGACGUUUCCGAAGCCACUGAACGCAUGCUCAGACCACUCCACGUCGGCCUUGGACACCGGCCGGAGGUCACUAUCCGCCGCUUGCUCAUGCAGCCUAAGGGGCGGCUACCACCUGAGGACACGUCAGGAAUUGUUUACUGCGUCAACUGUCUAGACUGUCCGGCCAACUAUUGUGGCAUGACCGACAAACGAUUAAGGUCGCGCAUGCAUGAGCAUUCUCUAGCUGUAAAGCGAAAAGAUGUGCGAUCACAUGUUGCUAUGCAUAGCCUGGAAAAUAACCAUUAUUUCGGCUUCGACAAGGCAGAAGUAAUCGGUCGGGCUGAAAGCAAAAUGGCGAGGGAGAUAAUCGAAGCCUGGCAAUCCAACGCCAACUCGAUCAACCGUAGGAUCGACCUACCGGCGCCAUACGAGGCCGUCAGACACCACUUGGGCAGGAAAGGAGGGCCAAUAGGGAGAGAGAACAAUGGACCUAUCAGUAGUGAGUAA